UGUUUCCAGAGCAGCACCGGGGCCGCUCCGCUCUCUGUAGCCGCGGUGAGGCUACUUCCGUUCCGCAGAGGGCGACAGGCACCAGCCAGCCGAGACCGUGGCGGAGGUCCAGACACAAUAGACUGGGUUCCGGCUCAUCUCCAAUCCAAACCGGUAUGUCGGAUGAGGAUUCCCGUGCCAGCACAAGCUCGUCUUCAUCGCCGCCUUCCUCCAGCCAAACCAGACAGAGGGACGUACUUUGCAAAAAGAAACGGGAGAGCAAAGCCAGCAUGAGCAAGACCUCCAAGCUGCUUUCCACCAGCGCCAAAAGGAUUCAGAAAGAGCUGGCUGAUAUAACUCUGGACCCUCCGCCAAACUGCAGUGCUGGCCCCAAAGGAGACAACAUCUAUGAGUGGAGGUCGACCAUCCUGGGACCACCGGGCUCCGUGUACGAGGGAGGCGUCUUCUUCCUGGACAUCGCCUUCACGCCAGACUACCCCUUCAAACCCCCCAAGGUAACCUUUCGUACGAGGAUCUAUCACUGCAACAUCAACAGUCAGGGGGUGAUCUGUCUGGACAUCCUGAAGGACAACUGGAGCCCCGCGCUCACCAUCUCCAAGGUUCUGCUGUCCAUCUGCUCCCUGCUCACAGACUGUAACCCAGCCGACCCUCUGGUUGGAAGCAUCGCCACCCAGUACACGACCAACAGAGCGGAGCAUGACCGGACAGCCAAACAGUGGACGAAGAGAUACGCCACAUAGACCGGCAGGGGACGGCGGCGGUGGUGGUUGA
This is a messenger RNA of Anoplopoma fimbria (sablefish), 771 nucleotides long. RefSeq names its product ubiquitin-conjugating enzyme E2 E1-like. Gene Ontology annotation, biological process: protein polyubiquitination. Gene Ontology annotation, cellular component: nucleus. Gene Ontology annotation, molecular function: ubiquitin conjugating enzyme activity. Lineage: Eukaryota; Metazoa; Chordata; Actinopteri; Perciformes; Anoplopomatidae. The transcript has 6 exons. The record is from RefSeq and is a predicted model, not a curated record. The coding region runs from base 156 to 740 and encodes 194 amino acids.